GAUGGAGGUGUGUGUGUAUGUUCAUUGCUGCUGUGGAAACUGUGGCAUCAAGACGUCUCGUUCUGACUGAUCACGGCUGGCUAUGUCAUCUCCCUCAGGUGCUCAUGUUUGAGCCUCCUACAACACUCAUGCGGCACGUAGCUAUUCCUCCUCAUUAAAGGAACUACAGGAAGUUAUCCUGCUGUAACAUCACCUUUUGCCCAGCUGUCUCAUGACUUCAGCCUUUCUAUCAAUGGAUCUGUUAGCGGAAGAUGAGUUUUGAGUUUCAAACUCAGUGGAUUUGUGACAUAUUGGAUCAACAGAAGAUUCCUCGUCUUGGAAAAGAAUAAUUAAACUUUUGUAGAGACCAGGCUGGAGAAACAAGACCAGGAACAGGAAGGACAUUUUUUUUAUACAGAUCGUCUAAGACUUAAACAGCGUUAAGAAGCCGAUGAAAUCAUUUUGAGACAUUAUGAAUCGCUAUACCACCCUGAGGCAGUUGGGUGAUGGCACCUAUGGGAGUGUGUUGAUGGGGAGAAGCAAUGAGUCCGGGGAACUUGUAGCUAUCAAGAGGAUGAAGAGAAAGUUCUAUUCAUGGGAAGAAUGUAUGAACCUAAGAGAAGUGAAGUCACUGAAGAAGCUGAACCAUGCCAAUGUGGUGAAACUAAAAGAGGUUAUCAGAGAAAACGAUCACCUCUACUUUGUCUUUGAGUACAUGAAGGAAAACCUUUACCAGCUUAUGAAGGAUAGAGAGAAUAAGAUGUUCUCAGAGAAUGAAAUUAGGAACAUCAUGUUUCAAGUGCUAUCUGGGUUGGCUUUUGUACACAAGCAUGGUUUCUUUCAUCGAGACAUGAAGCCAGAGAAUCUGUUAUGCAUGGGUCCAGAACUGGUCAAAAUAGCAGAUUUUGGACUGGCCAGAGAGAUCCGCUCCAAACCUCCAUACACAGACUAUGUGUCAACUAGAUGGUACCGAGCUCCUGAGGUUCUGCUAAGGUCAUCUACCUACAGCUCUCCUAUUGACCUGUGGGCGGUGGGCUGUAUCAUGGCUGAACUCUACACACUCAGACCACUUUUCCCUGGAAACAGUGAAGUGGAUGAAAUUUUUAAGAUCUGCCAAGUCCUGGGAACUGUUAAAAAGACAGACUGGCCAGAGGGCUACCAACUAGCAUCUGCUAUGAACUUUCGCUUUCCCCAAUGUGUGCCGACUCAACUGAAGACCCUCAUCCCAAAUGCAAGCAACGAAGCUAUUUUACUGAUGAAAGACAUGCUGCAAUGGGACCCUAAAAAAAGACCCACUGCUGUACAGGCCCUGCGUUAUCCUUACUUCCAAGUGGGCCAGGUCCUGGGGCCUCGUCCUCAGAGCCAGGAGGUCAAGAAGGUCCAGACCAGGCCACUAGUUCAGAAACAGGUCUCUGAGUCGAAGACGGAUGUGCCGCAGUCUUCCUCUGAGUCCAAAGCUUCCUCAACUUCCUCCAGAAACCAUCAGCACCAUCAGCCUCUUCAGCAGAUCCCCAUGCCUCAGGCUGACAGUAAACCAGGAGGCCUUAGCCAAGCAAAGGCAGCACCACUGGGCAGUGAGAACACUGUUGGGAGUAGUGUGAUGGGGAUAUUGAAAAGCGGACGUCGUCGUUGGGGACAGAUGGUGACGAAGACCUCAGACAGCUGGGAGGAAUCUGACCAAUCAGAAACUGCUGCCUCCAACUCCAAGAAACCCAGUCUAGGGACUGCAGAGGAGGAGAGGAGUUCUAAGGAUUGCUGCCCUUUGGCCAAGGAUCAAAAACCUCUGUAUUCCUUCAGCACCGUUACCAAAUUACCAAGCAAUGUUAAGGUCAGCCAAAUGGAUUCCAGUCUUCCUGGAUCUGCAGCACGGCAGCACUAUCUCAGCCAGUCACGGUACCUGCCAGGCUUGAUUGGAAAGACUCAGACUCCAUCUGGGGAUAAAGAGCUAGGUGGUAUGACGCUGCGGGACCUGUGGGAAAACUCUUCAAACACUGUAAAUAAAACACUGGGUCCAAUUGGAGGAGGACUAUCUGUCAGAGCCAACGCAGCAGAGAAUGCCUCUAAAUCUGCAGAUAGCACACCAGAGAAAACUGUUGUCAAAGAAAGAAUACUGGAGAAAAUUGAUCUGUCUAAAGGGAACUUUAUAAGCACCAAAUACAACCUCUCCGGUGGUUACAUCCCUUCUUUCCAAAAGAAAGAGGUUGGCUCAGUGGGACAGAGAAUCCAGCUUGCCCCUUUGGCUGGCCAGCACACAAUCAAUCUUUCUUCUUCUCCUGAUAAUAAAAAAGACAAGACAAAAGCUGCAAAACUCAAGCCCACUUCCAACUCAUCACUGAGUGAAACUAGUGAAGAUUACGAGGGCUGGAAGAGGAGGACAGAAAGGACUCAGGUGAAGGGGAGCAGCUAUUCAGCACUGGGGAAAUCAUCUGGAAACCUCCUGAGCAGAGCUCCUGCUGUGCAGCCCGUCCACGGCAGGGUGGACUGGACAUCCAAGUACGGUGGAAACCGGUAGUCUUGGGAAACAGCUAAAGAAGCUUUGAACUGUGGGUGUCAGGCUUUGUGUCCACAUCAUGGACAUUUUGUGAUCUCGCACAUAGUUCACAUUUUAAUUUCCAAGUUUGCAUAAUGUGUGCGUUGGAGGGGAUGGUUGCCAAGACCGGUACUGUCUACAAGACAAUCCCACUGUUUUCCUGAGGAAUCCAGUGUGAGCCAAUUCUACUGUUACUUCUUGGACACUCUAAGACUUAAAUGUAGUUUUUCUUUUUUUUCUUUUUUUUUUUACUUUGUAAAGUGUUUCAUCUCCGCUGGCAAUAUAUUUAUUGUUAUAUGAAUGGAUUCUGCAAUUCUAAAUUCCCUCAGCUUUAUAUGUCCUACUGUAGGUGGCACAACAAGAAAUAGUUGAUGUCAAGUCAGAAUGAUUCCUGCAUACUGUUAACCAACUGAAAGACUCUUUGUAUUACACAAUAAAUAUUUUGUAAUGUUUUUUUUUACUAAUAAAAUGUAACUCAG
Melanotaenia boesemani (Boeseman's rainbowfish) is the source of this 2988-nucleotide messenger RNA. It is a transcript of the gene mak, whose product is annotated as male germ cell-associated kinase. Gene Ontology annotation, molecular function: ATP binding; protein serine/threonine kinase activity. The record is from RefSeq and is a predicted model, not a curated record. The coding region runs from base 452 to 2491 and encodes 679 amino acids. The transcript has 17 exons. Gene Ontology annotation, biological process: intraciliary transport; protein phosphorylation; cilium assembly. Lineage: Eukaryota; Metazoa; Chordata; Actinopteri; Atheriniformes; Melanotaeniidae. Gene Ontology annotation, cellular component: nucleus; cilium; cytoplasm.